AUGACCCCGAGGGACGAAACAUCUAAGUGCGCGGAGAAUCACUAUGUGUGGCUUGGAUUGGACAAUGGAGACGGAAAUGUCGGAAGUGGAAGAUGGACUGAUGGAACACCCGUCGAUUACUCGUUCGGAUAUUUGGGUGGCACUGGAUAUUUGGGGAUACCAAAAGUUUCAACCUAUUCGGGUGAUGCUUGUUCAAGUAAAAUCUACGAUUGGUACAGUACAUGGGUCAAUCACAAAUUCGGACGUUUCAUCUGCAAGCAGCGACCACGGAAU
Messenger RNA from Mesorhabditis belari, 273 nucleotides. NCBI's taxonomy places the organism in Eukaryota, Metazoa, Nematoda, Chromadorea, Rhabditida, Rhabditidae. The record is from the annotation of a GenBank genome assembly.